UCCGUAUCGUGGGUGGCAUGGACUGCAUCAGCUGUGCUGGGAAACAUUGAAGGGUUACCAGGUUGUAAACUGCUUCAGUAUCUCAAGAUGUCUGGCUCUUGCGGUCGUGUUUAUGUCGUGUGUAGUGCAAGAUGAACCCAGCUUAAAGUAUGUCUCCAUUCACCAGCCAAGAUGCCUCGCCACAGUAGGGUACAGCAGGAAGUCCUUCACUUGUAUAAGCAGUGUCUUCGGGCAGCCGAGAAGAAGCCAGGUUUUUACAACAGUGUACAGCAUGAGUUUCGUAAGAAUUCAGCUGUUCCAAAGACAGACAUACUCCGCAUAGAGCACUUACUCAGACAAGGCUGGCGGAAACUGAAGAUGAUGCAAGAUCCGUUUGUCAAUGUCAGGUCUGCCAAACCAGCCUUAAAAAUGGCAAGCAAUAUUAUUCAUGUUGAAAAAUUGGGAUGUUUGCGAUACUUGCCCGUUUGGAAUUACCAGAAAACGAUAGCAGAAAGAAUUGCAAAAAAUGUAAAGGAUGGGAAGACACCUGGCCACACACUACUGCUUGUGGAACACAAACCAGUAUACACAACUGGCCUUCGUGAAUAUGAAUAUACAGCUGAGGUGGAAGCUCGACUGAAGUCGACAGGUGCGGACUUCCACCACACAAACCGUGGGGGACUUAUAACCUUCCAUGGGCCAGGGCAGCUGACAGUUUACCCCAUUUUACACUUGAAAUCCUUCAAUUCUGGCAUUAAAUGGUAUGUGUGUGCUCUGGAACGGACUGUCAUACGGACUUUGCAGUUGCUGGGAAUUACUGGUGCGCACACAACACCUCACACUGGAGUGUGGGUUGGUGAAAAUAAAUUGUGUGCUAUAGGUAUCCAGGGGCGUCACAUAACAACUCAUGGCUUAGCCCUGAACUGCAACGUAGAUCUGAAGUGGUAUGAUCACAUUGUUCCAUGUGGGCUGGACGACAAGGGUACAACAAGUGUCAGCAAGGAACUAAACAGGGAUGUAACAGUAGACGAAGUAGAGCCUUACUUUCUAAAAUCCUUCUCCGAGGUAUUUCAAUGUAAACUUGUUCUUGCUGCUGAUGAAUUUGUUAUGGAAUGAUUAGUUACUACUGGUAAUCAAAAUUUAUUACUAUUAAUGUAAAAAAAAAUAAAAAUAUUUACUUUGGGCCAAGUUUUAUUUUAAAAAGUAAUGCAACAUUAAGAUAAAAAAUAUUUUGUUCCAAUUAAAAAGUGCUCCAUGUCCUCUGAUGUAACACAAAAAAUAUAGAUUUGACUUUGUGCUGAAUUAAUCUACUAUUGUGUGUGAUGUAUUUAGGUGAAAGUUUUAUGGUAUUUUUAGUAAGCUUCACGUACCUCACAAAUACAUAACUUUAAUUUAGUUAGCGACUAAUCUAUUAUCCACAAGAACAUUGUUCAUAGUUGUGUUCAUUACGCUUUGGAUAACAUACCAUAUAAACAACUCAAAUAUCUUAUCUAUCCAUUUCAUACACCAUUUGUUUACCCACACGGCCCACCCUUUAGAGGCAGCAUGCACCUCGGCCACACACUUACCAUUGGGAUUAUUUAGAAAAAAUGCAAAACCUCUCUAAUAUGUUGGCCAAUGCGUUACUGUAGACAGAGAGAGAGAGAGAGAGAUAUCGACCGACCUACCUUUUGUAGUACAGUACAAGAAAACCCAUACCAUUCCUCUGCAAGUUCCGAAGUGAAGCAUACUAGAAUUUUUUUUUUUCAUAAUAGUUAAUAAAACUUGACAAAUAUUACAGAGGUGUUUUGUUUGGCUCUAAUGAUUGCUCAUAUAUAUAUUUCCAAAUCAAGAUGUGACAGUGUAGUAUGUAUAUAUUUCUAGUUUCUGAAAAAAUAAAUUAUUUAAAUACUGUAACUGAA
Molecule: messenger RNA, 1880 nt
Organism: Procambarus clarkii (red swamp crayfish)
Lineage: Eukaryota; Metazoa; Arthropoda; Malacostraca; Decapoda; Cambaridae
Source: RefSeq, a predicted model, not a curated record